CCGGGCUCCUCGCGGGGUCAGGGGCCGGGCCGGGCGGGGGUGUGGGCCACAGCGCUGCCCACCGCGGCCCGCCUCCUCCCCGGGCUAUAAAAGUGCUGCCUGAGCGCUCAGGGUAUCGCCAGCUGCGCGCCGAGCUGUCGGGUCGGACGCGGGCAGCCAGCGCGCCUGGGCGAGGAAGAUGCUGCCGAUCGGGAAGACCGCGAAACAAGGCAAAAGGGGUAUUCUAGAGCGCUUAGAUGCUGGAGAAAUUGUAAUUGGAGAUGGAGGAUUUGUCUUUGCUCUUGAAAAGAGGGGAUACGUAAAAGCUGGGCCUUGGACUCCUGAAGCAACGGUAGAACACCCAGAAGCAGUUCGUCAGCUUCACAGGGAAUUCCUCAGAGCUGGAUCCAAUGUUCUGCAGACAUUCACCUUUUAUGCCAGUGAGGACAAACUAGAGAACAGGGGCAAUUAUGUAGCUGAGAAAAUAAGUUGCCAGAAAGUGAAUGAAGCUGCUUGUGACAUUGCAAGAGAAGUGGCCAAUGAAGGUGAUGCUUUAGUGGCUGGAGGAGUCAGUCAAACACCAUCAUACUUAAGCUGCAAGGAUAAAACGGAGGUUAAAGCAGCCUUUAGAAAGCAACUAGAUGUCUUUAUGAAGAAGAAUGUGGACUUCCUAAUUGCAGAGUAUUUUGAACAUGUUGAAGAGGCUGUCUGGGCAGUUGAAGUUUUGAAGGAAUCUGGAAAGCCAGUUGCAGCUACAAUGUGCAUUGGUCCAGAAGGAGACAUGCAUGGUGUGCCCCCUGGACAAUGUGCUGUCCAACUGGUAAAGGCUGGUGCUUCUAUUGUUGGAGUCAACUGCCAUUUUGAUCCAGAUACUUCCCUGCAAACUGUGAAACUGAUGAAAGAGGGUUUGCAGGCUGCUAAACUGAAAGCCCACCUGAUGUCCCAGCCACUUGCUUUCCAUACACCUGAUUGUGGAAAGCAGGGUUUUAUUGAUCUUCCAGAAUUUCCCUUUGGUCUGGAGCCAAGAAUUGUAACCAGAUGGGAUAUUCAAAAAUAUGCAAGAAAGGCCUAUGACUUAGGAAUUCGUUACAUUGGAGGUUGCUGUGGAUUUGAGCCAUAUCACAUCCGAGCAAUAGCUGAGGAGCUGGCUCCUGAAAGAGGGUUUUUUCCAGAAGCUUCUGAGAAACAUGGUAGAUGGGGCGAUAGCCUGAGCAUGCAUACCAAGCCCUGGGUCAGAGCAAGGGCACGAAAAGAAUACUGGGAGAAUCUGAAGCCUGCUUCAGGCAGGCCAUACUGUCCUUCAAUGUCAAAGCCAGAUGGCUGGGGAGUGACCAAAGGAGCCAGGGAGCUGAUGCAACAGAAAGAAGCAACAAGUGAACAACAGCUGAAGGAGCUCUUCCAGAAACAAAAGUUCUAAUCCACUGCAGUUGUGUAAAUUGGGUAGACAUUGCAAUGUGUAAUGAUUUAUCUGCACACCAUCUCAUGCUUCAUGAGAAAAUCUGUGAAAAUGAGUACCCUGUUGAUUUAUCAGUUAACAUCCAAUGAAAGAGACAAAAUGCAGAAAGCAUAUGAUUACAGAUUAAAUAUGUCAAACUUUGAUGAUAAAAUCUUUCUCUGGACGAAUAGUUUAGAGAAUACACAGUCAGAAGGAGAUUUGGAUUCUCAUAGUAAUUGAGCUUCUGUUAGCUAGGUGCCAUUAAUUGAGUAGACACAGAAAUACAUGGAAAGUAAUAAUUAGCUCAACCCACAUGUGAAAAAAGAAAAAGCCAUCUAUAAAUAUAUAUCAGUGGA
This is a messenger RNA of Tyto alba (common barn owl), 1770 nucleotides long. RefSeq names its product betaine--homocysteine S-methyltransferase 1. The transcript has 8 exons. Lineage: Eukaryota; Metazoa; Chordata; Aves; Strigiformes; Tytonidae. Gene Ontology annotation, molecular function: betaine-homocysteine S-methyltransferase activity; zinc ion binding. The record is from RefSeq and is a predicted model, not a curated record. Bases 179 to 1396 code for a protein of 405 amino acids.